AUGAAGGCCAACACCGCUGCACUCGCCGCCCUGCUGGCAGCAACAGCCGCAGCCGUGCCCAUGCCCACCGCGGACGCCGCCGCCGCCGCCGCCCUCUUGCCCAGCACCGUGUCGUCCUACACGACCGUGGUCCCGACGGGCACCUCGUACCCAAAGACAACAUUCGUCGUGGACUUCAUCUCCACCAGCUUCCCGGCCCCGUUCGGGCCCAUCAGCACGAUAACCAGCAGCCGGGCAAUCGGCACCCAGACAGAGCCGCACAAGAUAUUUGACCCGAUAAUAAGCAACCCGCCUGACGAGGGCCGGCUCGAGCCGUGCAUAAUGCCUUGGGGCUGCCGGAACCCGCCCGGCGACGGGCCGUAUUCGAGCAGCAAGGUGCUGCCGCCCGGCAGCACCAUCACCCUGCCUACCGAGCGGAACGAGCCCGCCUCUAGCCUUGAGACUGGUCGUGCGUGGCGGACAAUGGUCUAG
Messenger RNA from Diaporthe amygdali, 471 nucleotides. RefSeq lists its product as uncharacterized. The transcript has a single exon. Bases 1 to 471 code for a protein of 156 amino acids. NCBI's taxonomy places the organism in Eukaryota, Fungi, Ascomycota, Sordariomycetes, Diaporthales, Diaporthaceae. The record is from RefSeq and is a predicted model, not a curated record.